Messenger RNA from Desarmillaria tabescens, 1098 nucleotides. RefSeq lists its product as uncharacterized. The coding region runs from base 1 to 1098 and encodes 365 amino acids. The record is from RefSeq and is a predicted model, not a curated record. Gene Ontology annotation, molecular function: oxidoreductase activity; flavin adenine dinucleotide binding. The transcript has 10 exons. Lineage: Eukaryota; Fungi; Basidiomycota; Agaricomycetes; Agaricales; Physalacriaceae.
AUGUUUCAGAUGGCGGCACAAAAACUUGAACUUCGCAGGAAUGCAACAAUUGCAGCAAUGCCCAGUACUCGGCAGGAGUGGCAUAGUUCGGUUCCAGAACUGCAAUUUGACUUUGUGUCUUGUAUCGCUCAAGCACACAACAAUCAAGAACCUGAUAUGAUGGGUGGAGCUGGAACCAUAUAUUCUCAAGGUCAGUCCAGCUUUACAUGUAGCUUGUCGUCGGAACAAUUUACUACUCUGAUCGACUACCAUAAUAUCACUGGGGAGUUUAUCCCAGAGGAUCAUGGUUUUGAUGGGCUUCUCUCUGUUGCACUUCCAGGAUACUCUCAGGCUAUGGACUCGCGUAUGAUCCAGGCUAUGGCGGAUCUACCAGAUGAAUUCCCCUUCAACAAAGAUUAUAACUCUGGCUACCAUUUGGGUAUUGGUUGGGAACAAUUGACAGUUCAUAAUGGCACUCGAAUUAGCUCAGAAACUGGACUGAAAUACCUGAGUAGGCCGAACUUGUAUGUCCUCAUCCACAGCUAUGCGACCCGAAUCCUCGAAUCCAAUUGCACUACUAAAGGUGUGAAGACCUUUGAUACCAUGGAAUUUACCCAAGAUGCUGGAGAAACAAUAUAUACCCUUUCGCCUGCCAAAGAAAUCCUUCUCUCCACUGGAUCUAUCGGGACACUGCAUAUCCUUCUCUACUCAGGAAGAACCUCACUGAUCACCCGAGAACGUUCACUUGCAAAACAAGAUGUUCCAGAGGAGGCACUCGCCAAAUGGGAGGCAAACUGUACAGGAUAUAUCAUGAGUACUUCAGGAAAUCAGUUAGGUUUCUUGAGGAAUGGUAUCCCUCAAGAGCCCAUCCCACCCACUGGCAACUACUUCAUGAUACUAGCAAUAGUAGUCUGCUCUCUAGCAUGUGGAGACAUCACCAUUAACAGCACAAACCCUCUCGACCCUCCGCUCAUCAACCCCAACCUCCUCAGGCACCCCCAGGACUUGACUAUCAUGCAAGCCACCAUAAACAUGUCUGAGAGAUCCAUCACUGCCCCCACAUGGGAUGGAUACAUCCUCGAGUUCAUGUCGAACACUACCAAAGCCAGCCAUUCAUGA